This is a messenger RNA of Sinocyclocheilus rhinocerous, 1188 nucleotides long. RefSeq names its product cyclic AMP-responsive element-binding protein 3-like protein 4. Gene Ontology annotation, cellular component: nucleus. The transcript is spliced from 8 exons. Gene Ontology annotation, molecular function: RNA polymerase II cis-regulatory region sequence-specific DNA binding; DNA-binding transcription factor activity, RNA polymerase II-specific. NCBI's taxonomy places the organism in Eukaryota, Metazoa, Chordata, Actinopteri, Cypriniformes, Cyprinidae. Bases 2 to 886 code for a protein of 294 amino acids. Gene Ontology annotation, biological process: regulation of transcription by RNA polymerase II. The record is from RefSeq and is a predicted model, not a curated record.
GAUGGACGUGAUCUCCAUUGAGCUGGACGAGUGGAGCUCUCAGAUGCUGCUGGCCGACUCGUGUGUGGUCAACGAGCUGGUGUCGUCUGUCAAAGUGGAGAACGUUUCUGCUCACCACGUGCAGACCAUUCAGAACCCCGAUGGUUUUAUGGUUUAUCCUGAACUCCAGCUCACAGAGGAGGAGCAGAAGCUGCUGGAUCAAGAGGGAGUCUCACUGCCCAACAACCUGCCCUUAACGAAGACUGAGGAGAGAAUCCUGAAGAAAGUGAGACGGAAGAUCCGGAAUAAACUCUCAGCACAGGACAGUCGCAGGAGGAAGAAGGAGUAUAUCGAUGGUCUGGAGAGCAGGGUGGUGGCGUGUUCAGCUCAGAGUAAAGAGCUGCAGAGAACCGUCGAUCAGCUGGAGAAACACAAUGUGUCUCUUGUGGCUCAGCUGCACAGUCUGCAGGCUUUGAUCAAGCAGACGGCCACUAAAGCUGCGCAGACGAGCACGUGCAUCAUGAUCCUCCUCUUCUCUCUGGCUCUGCUCAUCUUCCCCAGUUACAGUCCGUUCAGCCGCCGCUCGCCGUCAGCGGAGGACACUUACGCUCCGGCCGCCGUGAUUUCCAGAAACAUCUUGAAUGAGGCGGAGUCUCUUCCGCUUCUGGAGGAUCCCGGAGAAGAUGAUCCGAUGUCUCCAGAGCCUCAGUCAGAACCCAGACCUGCAGACGCAGACGCAGACGCAGACGGGCCGCAGCAGACGCAGGAUUGGGUUCGAGAACAGAGGAACGGCUCGGCCGCGAGCGACGCAGACGCAGACGCAGACGCUCUGUCUGUGGGGUUAAGCGCUCCGGUGGCUGCAGGAAUCGCAGACGCAGCUAAACUGCCGCAUGCUGAUGAAAUGUGAGGCGACUCGAGCUUUUAGCUGAAACACAGCCAAGAGAAGAGCUUCUCUGACAUGCCUUUAUUUAUCCCUCUGAUCACCUUCAUCAUCAUCAUCAUCAUCAGAGGAUGAUAAUCCUUAUGUGCUUUAGUUCAGUGAGUCACAACCCUAAAAUAAUCAUAUCAGUUUAGUAAAGAUCGGAUAUCAUUGCACACGUGUAAACAGAAAAAAAAAAUCCCAUCUGUGGUUUAAUUCAGCUUCAAAUCUGAUUUCUGAAGAUCAUGUGACACUGAAGACUGGAGUAAUGAUGCUGAAAAUACAGCUUU